AUGCCUCUCUUCGACACUCACAACACAUGGGCCUUUGUCUUUGGUUUGAUGGGAAAUGUCAUCUCCUUCGCCGUGUUCCUCUCUCCUGUGCCAACGUUCUAUAGGGUUUGGAAGAAGAAGACAACCGAAGGGUUUCAGUCUCUUCCAUACGUUGUGGCGCUCUUCAGUGCAACACUUUGGCUUUACUACGCAACACAGAAGAAAGAUGUCUUCCUCCUCGUCACCAUAAACGCUUUUGGAUGUUUCAUAGAAACUAUCUACAUCUCUAUCUUCCUUGCUUUCGCCCCCAAAAAAGCCAGGAUGUUGACAGUGAAGUUGCUUCUUCUUAUGAACUUUGGAGGAUUCUGUCUGAUUCUUCUUCUAUGCCAAUUCUUGGCUAAAGGAACUACACGUGCCAAGAUCAUUGGAGGAAUAUGUGUCGGAUUCUCUGUUUGUGUUUUCGCUGCUCCUCUAAGCAUAAUCAGGACGGUGAUAAAGACAAGGAGUGUGGAGUACAUGCCCUUUAGCUUAUCCUUAACCCUUACAAUCAGUGCUGUCGUAUGGCUUCUUUAUGGUCUUGCUCUCAAGGACAUCUAUGUUGCUUUCCCUAAUGUGAUUGGUUUUGCUCUCGGUGCACUUCAAAUGAUACUCUACGUGGUCUACAAAUAUUGUAAAACGCCGCCGCAAUUGGGAGAGAAAGAAGUGGAAGCUGCUAAGUUACCGGAGGUGACCCUCGACAUGCUGAAGCUAGGCACAGUGUCAUCCCCUGAGCCAAUCCCAGUCGUUCGUCAAACGAACAAGUGUACCUGCGGAAAUGAUCGGAGGGCUGAGACUGAAGAUGGUCAAAACGGCAAGCAGUCCUCUUCCACAACAGUUUGAACACGAAUAAAAAAUCUCGUUGACGACUAUGCAAUGUUGAUUCUUACCCCAACUUGAUAUACCAACCACCACCACGUGUACCCGUUACGCUGUCUUAUUUUUCUGAGUUUUAUCAAGUGUGCGAAGUAAAGAAAUAAUUUCCCGGGAUAACAUAUAUGCAUUUCCGAAUGUUAUUUAUGUAAUUUUGGGAUUAAAUUUCUCCACUUCUUUUUAAAUAUUUAUGUAAGUAUCUAUUUGGGGAUAUGUAUAUUUCCUAUUUUCCGAUUUAAUCAUAAAUAUCUAUCUUGAUUGCCUCUCCUUUUGUUCUAGUUCAUAAUGACAUGUUGGCUGAUUAUUUCAAGUAGUAUCGUUAUAUUUGAAAUGCUA
Molecule: messenger RNA, 1224 nt
Organism: Eruca vesicaria subsp. sativa (arugula)
Lineage: Eukaryota; Viridiplantae; Streptophyta; Magnoliopsida; Brassicales; Brassicaceae
Source: the annotation of a GenBank genome assembly